Molecule: messenger RNA, 2319 nt
Organism: Pochonia chlamydosporia 170
Lineage: Eukaryota; Fungi; Ascomycota; Sordariomycetes; Hypocreales; Clavicipitaceae
Product: histone-lysine N-methyltransferase (Ash1)
Exons: 3
Coding region: 1-2319 (772 amino acids)
Biological process (GO): regulation of DNA-templated transcription
Cellular component (GO): nucleus; chromatin
Molecular function (GO): histone H3K36 methyltransferase activity; protein binding
Source: RefSeq, a predicted model, not a curated record
AUGUCUCUCUUUGUGGAGAGCAGCUUCUCAGCUCCCGCGACCGACACCUCGUCGACUCUCGCGUCUUCGAGCUCUACGCCUCCGACAACCGUCGCCGAUAGUGACAGCCAGCUCUCGGACGCCCCGAAACACGAUGUUAUCACCGUGGCAAACGAUGCUAUUCACGCCGCGCCAGUCCAGGUUCAGGAGCCCUCACCCUCCCAGUCGCCUCCUGCUCCUCGCCGUGCAAGACGGGCACGUGUCUCCGAGCCCGUUUAUAACCUGUCCAAGCUGAGUGGCACGUCUGAUCAUGGAAAACGACGCGCCAAGGGUGAUGCUGUCGCCGACAAGCGCCGCCGGACCAUCUCUGGUGACACCUUGGUUGGUAGCAUCGAGGUUGCUGGCGAUGGCUCUCGGCCCUCCAAGGUCCACGAUAAAGCACUCAAGGCCGGAAUUGACGCGUUAAACCUUCAAUGGUCGCCUGAGAGCUUGAGCACGCCACGUACGCGCCGCCAGGCUCAAGUAUCACCGCGUCCUCUUCGAUACUCGUCGCGUCGGAACGGUGUAUCUGCCAUUGCCACCAGUCUGACUAAUAUGAGCAAAAAGGGACGCAAGGCUGUGAACCAGGGAGUCUCCAAGCUGUCGCGUGAGCUGCGACGGCUACAAGACACCAAUGAAUUUUCUGGAGUUGACGAGCGCCCUGUCGUGCACACCGUCUGGGCCAAUGGCAAAUACGUCGACCCCAAUGCACCACCUCCUGAGCCCGUUCGCAAGAAGGCCAAGGUUGAAGAGCCGCAGGAGGAGGAUUCCGACGAAGAGGACAAGGAGCCCAUUACCAAUACCAAGAAGCGACGUGUCAAGAAGUAUCUCGACAAAGGACUGUACGCCGGCCAGGAAAUGCCGCUGGACGUCUUCAAGGGCCUCACCAUGGCCGAGAAGAAGAAGCUUGCCCACCUCCCGGAGCUUGCACCCACUGGCCGUGUGAACAAGACAAUGCCUUCGCUCAUGUACACUGGCCUGCGCAUGCUGAUUGCUGGGCGGGACUUCAAGCUCCCCUUCAACACCUGCAACCCUCUGCCGCCCGGACAACCGAAGCCAGAUGAGUGGAAAAAGAUGACAAAGAACCGAUUUAUUGGUGAUUCCAAAGACUAUUGGCGCAAGAUGCCUCACAUGCACGACUUGUCUAAGUGCGUUUGCAAGCCUGAGGACGGAUGUGGCGAUAAUUGCCAGAAUCGAAUCAUGCUUUACGAGUGUGAUGCCGGCAACUGUAAUGUCGGCAAGGACUUCUGCACUAACCGCUCCUUUACUGACCUCGCUGCUCGACGCGCCAAGGGAGGUAAAUAUAGAGUUGGUGUAGAAGUCAUCAAGACUUCAGAUCGUGGUUAUGGUGUACGAAGCAACCGCAGCUUCAAGGCAAACCAGAUCAUUAUGGAGUACACCGGUGAAAUCAUCACCGAGGAAGAAUGUGAACGCCGUAUGAAUGAAGAGUACAAGAAGAAUGAGUGCUACUAUUUGAUGAGUUUCGACCAAAACAUGAUCAUUGAUGCGACUACGGGCAGUAUUGCUCGAUUUGUAAACCACAGCUGCAACCCCAAUUGCCGUAUGAUUAAAUGGAUUGUAUCAGGACAACCUCGCAUGGCCCUCUUUGCCGGAGACCGGCCCAUUUUGACCGGAGACGAGCUCACUUACGACUACAACUUUGAUCCAUUCUCCGCCAAGAACGUACAGAAAUGUCUCUGCGGCGAACACAACUGCCGCGGCGUUUUGGGACCGAGGCCACGGGAUGUGAAGCCUCCCAAGGCCGACAUCAAGAAGGCUGUCAAGGCAACUGUCAAGGCUGGGAAGCGCAAGCUCAAGGAGCUCAUUGGCGAUGAAGAGCAGGAUAAAGGGAAAGCGAAAAAGCGCAAGAUUGCUCCGGCCACGGGCCUAAAGCGAUCCAUUUCAAAUGCCAGUCUCAAGGCCGCCAAGGGAGCCGCCACUGCAUUGAAGAAGAGCGUGUCAUCAAUCACAGUCAAGGGAAAGAAGACGAUGGGAAGCAAGUCUCCCGCUCAAAGACGUGCUAGCACCGGUGCUGUCAUCAAGAAAACCUCGACCAAGUUGGUCAAGAAGAAUGGACCUGGUGGACGAGUCGCGCAGGUUUCUUCUCGGGCUUCCAGCAUGACCAUUGUGGCUGUCACCGACGAGAACAUCAAGCCUGGAAAGAAGGGCAAGAUGUCUCCUGGAAUGGGCAAGCGGACAGUAUCUACUUCGAGCAAGGCCUCGCGGGUGUCGUUGAGUUCAACAGGCCGUGUUCUCAAGCCUUCGCCCAAGGCUAAGAUUCGAAUGGUCCCUCAAGAGUGA